Messenger RNA from Balaenoptera ricei (Rice's whale), 2125 nucleotides. It is a transcript of the gene ZNF165, whose product is annotated as zinc finger protein 165. The transcript has 4 exons. Gene Ontology annotation, molecular function: RNA polymerase II cis-regulatory region sequence-specific DNA binding; DNA-binding transcription factor activity, RNA polymerase II-specific. The record is from RefSeq and is a predicted model, not a curated record. Bases 595 to 2052 code for a protein of 485 amino acids. Gene Ontology annotation, biological process: regulation of transcription by RNA polymerase II. NCBI's taxonomy places the organism in Eukaryota, Metazoa, Chordata, Mammalia, Artiodactyla, Balaenopteridae.
UUAAACACCCAGUCCCUAUCAUGUUCCCUUCGGGAUUGCAGCAGCCCUGUGGCGCUCUGGACCGGAACCUCAGAGGAAUCCCGAGGAAAGGUGGAACUAGGUUUGGCGUUGGGAGAGCGUUCGCGCCCUCCUAUUUCGGGAAAGGAUAGGGGUUUCCAUAGUUACCCCCGCCGCGCGUGACGUCAUCGUUGAGGGCUAAGAGGGCGUGGUUUGGGGGGUGGGCCUCGGGCAUUCCUGCUUGCGGAGAUUAUAGGGUCACUGGUAAGAGGAGAGGCCUGACCCAGUCAGGCAAGGCGAGGAAGGGUGGCAUCUGUUUUGGAUAGGCUGCGUUCUGCCAGAAGAAAACUGCCCCACGGUCCGGCCCUGACUUCUGCUUCUCAUGGGAGGAGUAAUCCGCCUUUUCGCAGGAAAAGUGGGGACAGCCCGGCAUCCUCAUGAAAUUUACUCACGCAGUAAAUAUUUAGUGAGUGUUUCCUGUGUAGCGGGGAGGCCGCGAAACCAGUAUUGAAACCAAUAUCUCGUUCAGAAUGAGAGAGAAGACAGCAAAUCAGGCAGUUGUAAGACUGGAAAGUGCCACAAUUUGAGAAACGCAAGAUGACAACAGAAUCAAAGAAAGCUGCAGCUCAGAACCUUCAAGAGCAUGAAGGACUUCUGAUAGUGAAGAUUGAAGAGGAAGAUUUUGUCUGGAAGCAGGACACUUGCUUACAGAGAAGUGAUCCCCUCAGGCAGGAGCUCUGCCGGCAGCUGUUCAGGCAGUUCUGCUACCAGGAUUCCCCAGGACCCCGCGAGGCACUGAGCCGGCUGCGAGAGCUCUGCUGUCAGUGGCUGAAGCCAGAAACCCACACCAAGGAGCAGAUCCUGGAGCUACUGGUGCUAGAGCAGUUCCUGACCAUCCUACCAGGGGAUCUACAGGCUUGGGUGCAUGAACAUUACCCAGAGACUGGAGAGGAGGCAGUGACCAUACUGGAAGAUUUAGAGAGAGGCACUGAUGAAGCAGUACUCCAGAUUCCAGUCUGUGGACAUGGACAAGAACUAUUCAGGAGAAAAGUGGCACCUCCUGGACCACCACUUAGUGUCCAGUUCCAGCCAGUGAACACCAAGGUCCUUCAUGGUUCUUCAGAACCCCAACUCCUACUGGACCAUGAUAAUGAGAGUGAAAACAGUGGAUCCAUGCCAAAGCUGGAAAUUUAUGAGAGAAUGGAAUCGCAGAGAAUUAUAUCAGGAAGAAUUUCAGGAUUUGUAGCAGAAGGAUCUGCUGAGCCUCAAGACAUCUGUAAGUCUACAGGCAGGAUAAAGAGACAACAGGAAAAAGAAUCAGGGGAGUCUCAGAAACCAUCAUCUGCUCAGGAUGGAGGUUUUAGUAAAAUCCUCACCCACAAAAAUACACUUACAGGUGAAAUAAUAAGCCAUGAUUGUUGUGAGAGAAGCCUAAAUCUGAACUCAAAUGAAUUUUCACACCAGAAAUCUUGUAAACACAGUACCUAUGACCAAAGUUUCAAAUGGAAUUCAGAUUUUAUUAAGCAUCAAAGAAUUUAUGCUGGAGAAAAAAUUCACCAAUAUGGAAAAUCUCUCAAGAGCCCAAACCUUAUUAAACAUGCAGCAAUUUUCAGUGGAGAGAAAACCCAUCAGUGUAAUGAAUGUGGGAAAGCUUUCAGACACAGCUCAAAGCUUAUUAGGCAUCAGAGAAUCCACACUGGAGAGAGACCUUAUGAAUGUAAUGAGUGUGGGAAAGGCUUUGGGGGGAGCUCAGAUCUUAUUAGACACCAGAGGAUUCACACUGGGGAAAGACCCUUUGAAUGCAAAGAAUGUGGGAGAGCAUUCAGCCUGAACUCACAUCUUAUCCUGCAUCAGAGAAUUCACACCAGAGAGAAACCCUAUGAAUGUAGUGAAUGUGGGAAAACCUUCAGAGUGAGCUCACACCUUAUUCGACACCUGAGAAUCCACACUGGAGAGAAACCCUAUGAAUGCAGUGAGUGUGGGAGAGCCUUCAGUCAGAGCUCACACCUUAGUCAACAUCAGAGAAUUCACAAGAGGGAAAACCUAUUAAUGUAAAGAACUUAAAUUCAUAAGGAAAUAGCAAAACGUGAAAAACAUUGAAUAAAAAAUAAAUACUUGGUGAGAUGAA